Aspergillus ruber CBS 135680 is the source of this 252-nucleotide messenger RNA. RefSeq lists its product as uncharacterized. Bases 1 to 252 code for a protein of 83 amino acids. The record is from RefSeq and is a predicted model, not a curated record. NCBI's taxonomy places the organism in Eukaryota, Fungi, Ascomycota, Eurotiomycetes, Eurotiales, Aspergillaceae. The transcript has 3 exons.
AUGAGACUCAACGUCAUCUCCCUCAUUUCCCUCACCUUAACCCUAACAACCGCGCGCGCCCUCCCCUCCAACAACGGCAUUGGCCCUAUAACCAUCGAACCCGUCGACGAGCGAACGAACCGUUUUGUUGGCCCGGGGUCAGAUCUUGAGAAGUGUGGUUCGGAUAUGGAUUGUCAGUUUUUAUCAUGUGCUGGUGGUAUGAAGCCAAAGUGCGAGGUGGAAGCUGCUGUUCCGUUCUGUCGCUGCAAGUAA